CACUUUCGAAAUGUCACGUUGGACAUUUUGUUGUUUUUCUGUAAUUUAUUGAAGUUUUAAAAUUAAACCUCAAUAAUAUUUCUAAAUUAGACUGAUAUAAAUCCAUCAUGAUAUACAUUUAAAAUCCUAAAUGAUGGGUAACGAUAGUUCACAGUUAAGUGGCUUAGAAAUUGAAGAGAAAGCAAUAGAGAUAACCGAUUUUUGGUGCCAUUAUCAGGCCACAAUUAACGAUAGUUGCAGGUAUUUCAGCCUGAAAGGCGAUGGAUCUGUGUCUGUGUUUAAAGGAGAAGCUGCGGUUGGUCCACUUUGGUCGAUAUCGACACCCCUGGAAAAGUUUUCAAAUAAUCUUCUGAAGUAUCGUCAUCCGUGCAUUGUGCGGUACAUAUCUGCCUGGCAACAGCGUUCGACUCUGCACUUAGCAACAGAGUAUGUGCAGCCACUAUCACACAUUCUGCAGUCCCUGACACCUCUUCAGAUAUGUAUAGGACUCAACAAUAUCUUGAGAGCAUUAGUGUUUCUUCAAGAACAGGCUGGUAUGUCCCACAACAAUGUAAGUGUGUCUGCAAUAUAUGUGACGGGAGAUGGCCAGUGGAAGCUGGGAGGAUUGCAAUACCUGUGCCCUUUUGUAGAUGUGACAGCUGCUUACUUGAGGCAUGCCAGGAUUCACAGAUAUGAUAAGGCAGUUGAUCCAAAUGAAGAUUCCUAUGAGAUUACCACAAAAGUUGACCAGUAUGCAUUUGCAGUAUUAGUGGACGAUGUUUUCAAAGAUUGCAAAGAUGAUGAAGUACCACAUUUGAAGGAGUUUAAGAAAUACUGCAGAGAUUAUUUACAACAUCAGAAUCCAGCUAAAAGGCCCAACCUCUCUGAAUUACUUAUACAUAAUUUUUUUAAUCAUGAAUUUAUUUCAAUUUACAAGUUUCUCAACUUCCUUCCCUUGAAAUCAGAAGAGGAAAAGUGCCAGUUUUUCUCAAAUAUUUUAGAGAAUUUAAAAUGUUAUGAUGAGGAAACAGUAGCAAAGCAACUUGGGGGCCUGUUGUUAUCUAGGCUGACAAUGUUAGAUCAAACAGCCAGAAAAGAUGUCAUACCUUUCAUACUGAAACCAAAAAAUGAUCGCAUACCCAAUGGUGAAGCGUCUGGAUUCUUCAGCCUUAGUGUUUUCAAAGAGCACAUUAAACCAAGACUAAUGCAGUUGUUUGGUGUCAGAGACAGUCAGAUAAGGAUGCUGCUCUUGAGACAUUUUUCAAAAUUUGUUCAUGUAUUUUCCCAUGAAGAGCUCUCUCAACACAUUCUUCCUGAGUUGUUGUUGGGCAUAAAGGAUGUAGAUGAUAGUUUGGUCUCUGCAACUCUCAUAUGUUUAAGUGAAUUGGUACCAAUAUUAGGAGCUGACACUGUUAUAGGAGGAAAGAGAUCGAAAUUUUUCUCAGAUGGCAGACCCAACUCAAAACCAAAGUCUUUGUUGUCAGCAACUAGCCAAGCAACUGAUAAUGUCUAUGUGACAACAAAGUCUUUACGAGAUUUGCCGUGUUCUGAAGAAAUAUAUGAAACUGACGAUAGAAAUGAAUUGAUUUCUUUUGAUAAGUCAAUAACUUUAAAUGAAAGACCAUCGCCAGUUGGUGGAGAAUCCUUGGAUGAUGACAUUAUCGUUACAGAGCUACACACAAACAAAGAAGAGAGUGAAGAUGACUGGAGCGAUUGGGAAAAUAAUCGUCAAUUAACCACAAAAGUUGCACCUGCAAUUUUAGAUGAAGAUGUUAUACCUAAACAUUUUGUUCGCAUGAAAAGCAUAGAGGAAAAUAGUACUUCAGCUUCAAACUCAAGUAUGAAAGUAAUUUCUGAAUCCAGAACGACGCUUUUACAAAAAGCUGCUAUUGAAGCUAAAAAGAAUAUCUUAGACAUUUCCGAGUUAGAUAUAAAAAAUCAAAAGUAUGAUUUUUCCAAAAAGAGUUCAGAUGAAUUUGAUUUCUUUGCUGACAUGACUCCUGUUAUAGAAAAGCCUACUAUAGUUAAUAUUGCUCAAAAUAGUGAUAGUCAAAAUUUGAGCAGCAAACUGAAUUUUGUCCCAGAUGAAAGUAUAGAGGAGAAUGAAGCCUGGGGUGAGGAUUGGAAUGAUGAGUAGAAACAAGCAUAGAAUGUAGAUUCAUACAUGUUUCUGGAGUAUUUAUUAGGAAAGAAAUUACUAGCGAUUAAUAUUGAUUUGUCAUUUCUAAAUAUGUAUUAUAAGAUGUAUAUAAUUGUAAAUCAACAAAUGGUUUCCCUUCCUUCUUGUCAACUCAAGGCUAUAGAACCUAAAGUUAAUACUUUUUAUGUGAUAAUGUGUCUGUAAUUUUUAGUUUGAUUUAUACAUAUUUACCGUUUUAUUAUCCUGCUGUUAUUUAGUUGGUUUUAUCAAACAACAGCUUUUAGCCGACUUUUUGGGAAAAGUAUAAUAUACUGUUAAACAUUUAACUAAAAUGUGGCAAGUAUAGUGGUGGAAAUAUAGUAGUAAAAAUUCUGUUGAUGUUGUGCAAUUAUUUAUUUCGUUUUUUUUUUCUGGGUUAAAUAAUAUACUAUUUGAUCAUGUGUAAUGCUAAAAACAUUAUUUUUCUGAUAUUUUAUGUAUGUACUUCAAAUCUUUUAUUUACCUUAGUUAAGCUGUAAAAAUCACGUUAUUUAUAUAUGGUUAUGAGAUAUUAUACAAUACCUUUUUGUCUUAAAAAAUAAACAAUAUCAAGACAGUAACUUAAUGUAAAAGAAAACUGUUUACCUUUAAAAUCUUCUAAUUUAUAUAAUUUCAUGUGUCCAGAUUGUUUACACUUUAGGGUCAUAAAAGAUGAUAAUGUGGGUAUGGAGUAGGUACUUCAUGUGUUAUGGAGAUGGCUGCAGUAUCAUUACUAAGUGUAUUCUGAAAAAAUACAACUGUGAUACUGUUUACGAUCUCAUGAAAUUGUACCUGUCAAAUACGAAUGUACUGCUAUCUCAUUAGACACACAAAAGGCAAUACAUUUGCAGCUUUUAUAUUUACAGGGACUUACUUGUUUACUAAAACCUCAAAGUACCUACAUAUCAUGCCGUUCGGCUUUUACACUGAGUGAUUAAUUGCUUUGAAGUUAUUUAUAUUCUUGCUAGGUGAAUCUAUGUGAAAAUCUAGCUCACAACCUCACCUUGCAAAACUUAUUGUAUAUCUUUACAAACACAGCCCAAACAAUAAAAUAUAUUGCAUUACAGAUUCAUUGGCUUAGCCAAAUAAAUAUUUAUCUAAUAUUA
Molecule: messenger RNA, 3243 nt
Organism: Helicoverpa zea (corn earworm)
Lineage: Eukaryota; Metazoa; Arthropoda; Insecta; Lepidoptera; Noctuidae
Product: protein-associating with the carboxyl-terminal domain of ezrin
Exons: 7
Coding region: 131-2116 (661 amino acids)
Biological process (GO): protein phosphorylation
Molecular function (GO): ATP binding; protein kinase activity
Source: RefSeq, a predicted model, not a curated record